AAACAGAAAUAAUUUAGUGAACAUACGUGAGACAUGUUUUUUUUAAUAUAUUUUAGAGCUAUGUUUUAUGCAGCUUAAAUCAUUCUAGGAUUGGAGUAUCUUCAUAGUAAAGGCAUAAUUUAUAGAGAGUUAAAAUAAUAAAUAAUAUUAGUCUAAAACCAGAGAACAUAGUAAUAUGUUAGGAUGGAUAUGUAAAAUUGACAGAUUUUGGUUUAUGCAAGAAGGGAAAUUUCACAAAUGUUACAGGAGCAACAUCAAUAUGUGGAACUCCAGCAUAUAUGGCACCAGAAAUAUUAUAAUAUAAGCAAUAUGGUAAAGCUGUAGAUUGGUGGUCAUUUGGUUGUUUCUUAUAUGAAAUGGUAGCAGGACAUCCUCCAUUCUUUGCAUCAAAUAAAUAAGAUUUAGAAUAUUGUAUAUUAAAUUCUUAGCCCAAUAUGAGUCAUUUUUCUAUCAGACUCUAAGAUCUUAUUGAUAGAUUAUUAGAAAAGAAUCCUAAAAAUAGACUGAGUUCUAACAUUAAAGAUCAUUAAUGGUUCACUAUUGAUUUUGAUGCAAUAUUCAAUAAGAAAGAAAUAGCACCAUUCUUACCAAAAUUAUAAAAUGAAGCUGAUGUUGCUUAUUUUGAUCCUUAAUUUAUUAAAUCGAGUAUGUCUGAAUAAUGUAGUAUCAUUGAUGANUAAUUAUAUAUAAUUUCUAUUUUUGAAUUUAUAGAAAUACAAAUAUUAAAUAAUAUUUUAAUGGAUUUUAUAGAGGAAGAUGAAAUAGGAUAGCUUUGUUUGACAAAAGAAUUUUCAAAAGAAGUGAGCUUGGAUUCGUUCGAAAUGAACUGUGUAAUAGGGAAAGGAAAAUAUGCAAAAGUGUUAUUGGUGAGAAAAAAGGAUACAAAAAAACUUUAUGCAUUAAAAGUGCUAAAGAAAUCUGGUUUAAAACAAGAUGCACGAAUAGAACGCAAUAUAAUGGUUUGGCUUAUCUAAUUAAGAUUGAAAUUUAACAUCCAUUCAUAAUAAAAUUAGUGUACGCGUUCCAAAGUGUUAGCCAUUUGUAUUUUUGCAUGGAAUAUUGUCCAGGUGGAGAAAUGUAUUAUCUGUUGAGCAAACAGAAAUAAUUUAGUGAACAUA
Paramecium sonneborni is the source of this 1118-nucleotide messenger RNA. Lineage: Eukaryota; Ciliophora; Oligohymenophorea; Peniculida; Parameciidae. The record is from the annotation of a GenBank genome assembly.